Molecule: messenger RNA, 423 nt
Organism: Hibiscus syriacus
Lineage: Eukaryota; Viridiplantae; Streptophyta; Magnoliopsida; Malvales; Malvaceae
Product: heavy metal-associated isoprenylated plant protein 47-like
Exons: 3
Coding region: 1-423 (140 amino acids)
Source: RefSeq, a predicted model, not a curated record
AUGUUGCAGCAAAAGAUUGUUGUUAAGGUAUCAAUGCAGGGUGAGAAACGCCGAACCGGGGCUCUCAAAAUAGCUGCUGCAGCAGAUGGUGUGGUAUCAGUGGCAUUAUACGGUCCACGGAAAGAUAAACUGAUGAUAGUUGGAGAUGGGGUUGAUGCAGUCUGCUUGACUAGUUCCUUGAGGAAACAGCUUUCCCCUGCAAGCUUGGAGACAGUGGAAGAAGUGAAAGACCCAAAGCCCAUGAGUAAUCCAAUUAUAUGUUGUCUUCCUCCACAACCUCAGCCAGAGUUUUUCACAGUGGUCACUGAUCCCCAUCCAAGCCCUUGCGCUGUUUUCUUCAAUAAUCACAUCAUGAUUUUCCAUGCAAUUUCCAGCAUUGCAUCAUCAGUACACUUCAAAUAUCCAGCUUGUUAUACAGUGUAA